Molecule: messenger RNA, 3802 nt
Organism: Mus pahari (shrew mouse)
Lineage: Eukaryota; Metazoa; Chordata; Mammalia; Rodentia; Muridae
Gene: Pdzrn4
Product: PDZ domain containing ring finger 4
Molecular function (GO): protein binding
Source: RefSeq, a predicted model, not a curated record
AUGGGCUUCGCUUUGGAGCGUCUCGCGGAAGCCGUGGACCCCGCUUUCCAGUGCCAGCUACUGUGUGGCCAGGUACUGGAGGAGCCCGCGUGCACGCCUUGCGGGCACGUCUUCUGCGCCAACUGCCUGCUGCCCUGGGCGGCGGGGAGACGCUGGUGCCCGCUGCAGUGCCAGCCGCUGGCGCCGGGCGAGCUGUACCGGGUGCUGCCGCUGCGCAGCCUGGUCCAGCAACUGCGCGUGCAGUGCAACUACAGCGGACAGGGCUGCAGCCACCGGGGCGACUGUGGGUGCUGGCAGUGCACAUCCAGCGCUGCGCCUUCAGCCCUGCCAGCGACUGUGACAGCCACUGCCCAGGCGGCAGUGGAGGCGGCGGGGAGGAAAAGCACCCGGCGACCAAGACCUGCGGGAGUGGGGACGCACGUGAGGGGCCACCCGGACCUGGAGGUCGGCCUCUGGUCGUCGCCUGCUGGGGGAAAGACGCGGCGGGCGCAGGUCAGCUUGUUGCAGCGCAGGUAUCAGAAGUUGGCUCGGUACAUGGCGCACACGCGCAACUUCGUCGGGGACCCGGGAGGCCGCGGUCAGGAUGGAGAACGGAGGCCGUUCACUGUUGUGUUGGAAAGAGAAGAUGACACUUUGGGAUUCAACAUAAUAGGAGGCCGCCCAAACCAGAAUCCCCAGAAGCAAUCGGCAUCUGAGGGAAUUUAUGUCUCAAAAAUUGUAGAAAACGGACCUGCAGACCGAGCAGAUGGCCUGGAGAUUCAUGACAAAAUCAUUGCGGUCAAUGGCAGGGAUCUCUCAAAGGCCACUCAUGAAGAGGCAGUGGAAGCUUUUCGAACCGCCAAGGAGCCCAUAGUGGUACAGGUGUUAAGGCGGACUCCCCUCAGCCGGCCAACAUAUGGCAUGGUCCCGGAAGUACAGCUCACGAAUGCCAGCACACAGACGGACAUCACUUUUGAACACAUCAUGGCCCUGGCGAAGCUUCGACCACUCACCCCUCCGGUGCCUGACACCUGUCCGUUUUUGCUUUCAGACAGCUGCCACUCCCUUCAUCCGAUGGAGCAUGGGUUUUAUGAAGACCAUGAGUAUGUUUCCAGCUUGCCCGCUGAUGUAGAAAGAGCAGAAGACUUUGAAUAUGAGGAGGUCGAGCUGUGCCGUGUUAGCAGUCAAGAGAAGCUGGGCCUGACAGUCUGCUACCGAACCGAUGAUGAAGAAGACACGGGCAUUUAUGUCAGUGAGGUUGACCCAAAUAGCAUCGCUGCCAAGGAUGGCCGGAUUCGAGAAGGGGAUCGUAUUUUACAAAUAAAUGGGGAAGACAUCCAGAACCGGGAAGAGGCCGUGGCUCUGCUCUCCAGCGAUGAGUGUAAGAGAAUUGUGCUGCUCAUCGCCAGGCCCGACAUGCAGCUGGAUGAAGGCUGGCUGGAAGAUGAAAGGGACGAAUUCUUAGAGGAGUUAAACUCAGAGAUGGUGGAGGAAGAGCAUAAUGAAGGAGCACAACGCACAGCCAAUGAGCUGCAGCAGCCAAAAAAGCAAGAGGAAGAAGAAGGCACAACAGACACGGCCACCUCCUCCUCCAACAACCAGGAGAAGGACAGUGGUGUGGGGCGCACGGAUGAGAGCUUGCGGAAUGAUGAGAGCUCGGAGCAGGAGAACGCAGUGGAGGAGCCCCACGGCACAGCCCUGAAGAGCAAGAGAGAGCUGGGGCAGAGCCAAGACACGCUAGGGAGCAUUGAGCAUCAGUGCAACGAGAGCUGUGCUGGGGGUGAGUGCUUAGACUGUGCCAGCAACCAGGAGGUGUGUGAAGGCUUCCAGCAGCUGUUGGAGCUUAAGAUUCGAAACCACGGAGAUUAUGACCUGUACUACUCAAGCAGUACCAUCGAGUGCAAUCGAGGGGAACAGGACGGGGUGGAGCACGAGCUGCAGCUGCUUAACGAGGAGUUGAGAAACAUUGAGCUAGAGUGCCAGAACAUCAUGCAGGCCCACAGGCUCCAGAAAGUGACGGACCAAUAUGGAGACAUCUGGGCAUUACAUGAUGGGGGAUUCCGAAAUUACAACACCAGCCUGGAUGUGCCAAGGGGGAAACUGGAUGACAUCAUGGAACACCCAGAAAAGUCAGACAAGGACAGCUCGAGUGCGUACAAUACAGCGGAGAGCUGCAGAAGCACUCCGCUGACAGUGGACAGGUCCCCGGACAGUUCCCUUCCAAGAAUGAUCAACCUCACCAAUAAGAAAAACCUGAGGAGCAUGAUGACAGCCCAUCAGUCCCCUCCCAGACAGAGCUCCAGGGAAUACACAUCAACCAAAGUCAAAGCCACCGAUGAAGGUUGCAGCGUCGAAAGCCUGGAGAAGAGUCUAGAAAGCGGCCAACUUCUGGAUCAAGAGCACACAGUCAGCGAGCAUCCUCCAUACCUCUCUCCUUACCACAGCUCCUCCUACAGAUACGCCAACAUUCCGGCGCAUGCCCGGCAUUAUCAGAGCUACAUGCAGUUAAUUCAACAGAAAUCGGCUGUGGAGUAUGCCCAGAGUCAGCUCAGCUUGGUGAGCAUGUGCAAGGAAUCGCAAAGGGGUUCGGAGCCCAAGAUGGAAUGGAAGGUAAAAAUUAGGAGUGAUGGGACCCGGUACAUCACCAAGAGGCCAGUGCGAGACCGACUUCUGAAGGAACGUGCCUUAAAGAUCAAGGAGGAGCGGAGUGGCAUGACCACAGAUGACGACACCAUGAGUGAGAUGAAAAUGGGGCGCUACUGGAGCAAGGAGGAAAGAAAGCAACACCUGGUCCGUGCCAAGGAGCAAAGGCGGCGCCGGGAGUUCAUGAUGCGGAGUCGGCUGGAGAGCCUGAAGGAGAGCCCGCAGAGCAGCGGCGAAGGCAAGAAGGAGCUGAGCAUCAUCGAACUAAGCCACAAAAAGAUGAUGAAAAAAAGAAACAAGAAAAUUUUGGAUAACUGGAUGACAAUCCAAGAACUGAUGACCCAUGGAGCCAAAUCCCCAGAUGGCACUAGGGUCCACAAUGCCUUUCUGUCGGUGACCACCGUAUGACCAGACACAUAGGGACAACUGGCUUAGAGAACACGCUACCAGUUUCGGUAGAGUAUCAUUGCCUCGUUCAAUGUGGCAUUUUUAUAUAUAUUUUGUGACUUUACAGUUUAAAUUUUUUGUAAGCAAAAAUACCUGGUACUUUUUAAUUUGUUUUUCAUAUGCUGGUACCUUCUUUGACUAAUAUCUUUCCUUAACUUGUGAUAUAUUCAUAGCACACAUUUAUAGAAAAAAAUAAAACAAAAGGAAAGAAAAAAAACGAACGAAAAUACUAAGGACCUAAUUAAUUUCCUAUUUUAAUGUAUCUAUUGUAAGUUAAAAAUCUGGAUUUAUUUCUCUAAUUUUCUUAUUUGCUAUUUUAAUAGUUCAAUGCCAAAACACGUCUAUGCUUACCUCCUGGCAUAGUGUAUGCUAAAUCAGAUCUGCUACUAAACUACAUGCCGCAUCUUGUCUUAUACAUGAAGUAGCACCCUUUUAACACCCUCCUGUACAUUUAACACAUAAAUGGCAAUUGUCUUUGUCUCGGUAAAGUGUGGGUGGACAAUCUUCCCGUGAUAUGUAGUGACACUGGUCAUGUAGCUAGAUAAUUGUGGUAAUUUGUGACAAUAAAAAAUAAAUUAUUGAUUAUCCUUAUGAAAAGUUAACCAAGGACUGUUAUUUUCUUUGCCCACUGUGGUUAACAUGUUUGGUUGUACGUAUACUAUUAGAAGACUCUUAAUUGUGAAUUAUAAAUUGUGAAGUUUUUCUAUCACCUUUUGUUUCUUUUCCAAUAAAG